GUCCAUGGCAGCUCCUUCGCACAUCGUGGUGAACUGCGUAAGGCCAAGAGGAUUGUAAUAAAACUUGGAAGCGCUGUGAUCACCCGUGGAGAUGAAUGUGGUCUGGCUCUGGGGCGCCUGGCUUCUAUUGUGGAGCAGGUGGCCAUGUUGCAGAAUCAAGGCAGGGAGAUGAUGAUUGUCACCAGCGGAGCUGUAGCCUUUGGCAAGCAGAGGUUAAGACAUGAGGUCCUGCUGUCCCAAAGUGUCCGACAUGCAUUGCAAUCUGGAAACGGUCAGCAUAAGGAUAUGUCUGUGCCAGUGCUGGAGGCCCGAGCCUGUGCUGCAGCUGGACAGAGCGGCCUGAUGGCCCUGUAUGAAGCCAUGUUCACUCAAUACAGCACAUGCACUGCACAGGUCCUCGUGACAAAUCUGGAUUUUCACAAUGAUGAGAAGAGGCAGAACCUCAACAGCACACUGCAGGAGCUGCUGCGCAUGAACAUUGUGCCCAUCAUCAACACCAAUGAUGCAGUGGUACCUCCACCAGAACCCAACAGCGACCUGCAGGGGGUAAUCAGCAUUAAGGACAAUGACAGUCUGGCAGCACGGCUGGCUGUGGAGAUGAAGGCUGACCUGCUCAUAGCACUGUCUGAUGUUGAAGGGCUGUACAACAGCCCACCUGGGACAGAUGAUGCCAAACGUAUUGACAUCUUCUACUCUGGAGACCAGCAGUCCAUCACAUACGGGACAAAGUCCAGAGUUGGGAUUGGAGGCAUGGAGGCCAAGGUCAUGGCAGCACUUUGGGCAUUGCAAGGAGGCACAUCAGUGGUCAUCGCAAACGGCACGAACCCCAAAAUAUCUGGCCAUGUCAUCACUGACAUUGUGGAGGGGAAGAAAGUGGGAACCUUCUUCUCUGAGAUCAAACCUGCUGGUCCAUCUGUGGAGGAGCAAACCGAAAUGGCCAGAAACUCAGGAAGAAUUCUAGCAUCACUUCAUCCAGACCAGAGAAGUGAGAUCAUCUGCCAUCUAGCAGAGCUGCUGAUUGAAAGGAAAGAUGAAGUUCUGGUAGCAAACAAGAUGGAUAUUGAGAUGGCUGCCAGUGCAGGACGUUUGCCGUCAGCCAUGUUGAAGCGUCUCAGCCUGUCGCUGGAAAAGCUAAACAGUUUGGCUGUAGGUCUGCAUCAGAUCGCCACUGCGGCUCAGGACAACAUUGGGCGUGUGGUGCGAAGGACCAGGGUGGCUCAAAGUUUAGAGCUGGAGCAGGUCACUGUCCCCAUCGGGGUUCUUCUUGUCAUCUUUGAAGCCCGUCCUGACUGCCUGCCACAGGUGUCUGCUCUGGCAAUAGCCAGUGGGAACGCUCUUCUGUUGAAGGGUGGCAAAGAAGCUGCCAACACCAACUAUGUCCUGCACCAGCUCACCCAGGAAGCCCUUUCUCUGCAUGGAGUCAGAGAGGCGGUUCAGAUGGUGAGUACUCAUGAGGAAGUGGAGGAUAUUUGCCAACUGGACAAGAUGAUUGACUUGAUCAUUCCCAGAGGUUCGUCGAAGCUAGUGCAGGAAAUUCAGCGAGUAGCAAAGGGCAUCCCAGUCCUGGGCCACAGCGAGGGAAUCUGCCAUGUCUACGUUGAUGCAGACGCUAGUGUUUCUAAAGUCAUAAAAAUCGUAAGAGACUCAAAGUGUGACUACCCAGCUGCAUGCAAUGCUAUGGAAACUCUACUAAUUCACAGAGACAUCCUUAGGACUCCCAUGUUUGACCAGAUAAUUGAAAUGUUGCACAAUGAACAGGUGAAGAUUCACUCAGGCCCACGCUUUGCUUCCUACCUGACCUUCAGUCCAUCAGAAGCCAGAUCCCUGCGCACAGAGUAUGGUGACCUGGAGUGUUGUUUGGAGGUAGUGGACAGUGUGCAGGAGGCUGUGGAGCAUAUACACAAGUACGGAAGCUCCCACACGGAUGUUAUCAUCACAGAAAACAAGGAGACAGCUGAACAGUUUCUGCAGCAGCUGGACAGCGCUUGUGUUUUCUGGAAUACCAGUUCACGUUUUGCUGAUGGAUAUCGAUUUGGACUUGGAGCAGAGGUUGGCAUUAGCACAGCCCGUAUUCAUGCCCGGGGCCCUGUUGGUCUUGAGGGACUGCUCACCACCAAGUGGGUCCUGAGAGGUGAGGGACACACGGUGGCUGAUUUCUCUGAGAACGGCAGCAUGAAGUACCUCCACGAAAACCUCCCUGUUGCCUAAAUUAUAACAGUAUAUAGGACAGCAUUCAUCUUAACUUUGUUUUUGGGUCCUGUCUCCAAAGCUUUGAUUGAUAUUUAAUUAUCAGCUACACCGAAAAGAUUUUUCUAUUCACAUAAGUGUUUCAUUCAAGGACUAAGAGUUUACAAAUGUUUUAUAACUUUCUGCUAAUUCCAUGACACUCGACAUAUAAUUUGUUUAAAUGACCAAAGAUGCCUUCACAAUAAUGCAUUUUGGAGGAGAAGGUCUGACUUUCCACCACUUUUUUCACACUGUCUGUCAUUAAAUCCUCUUAAACAUGUACUGAUUUUAGGUCUGUUGGGAUUACUGAAAUUAUUUAUAUUUUCUGGAUGACAAAGAACUGUGAACCUCCAUGAGUCUGGCUAAUCCCUGGAUUUCCAGAUGGCUGAAGGUUCCACUGUUAUCUGUUCAAGCAAUAAUAAACCAGACAUUAUACUGUUAAGGAAGGAGAGGGGUAAUGUCCCAGAGUUUGACAUGUUUUGGUGUGAAAUAAGUGUAUCCACUCCAGAACGAAAGCUGGGAAGCUUGCAAACCUGAAUAAAAAAACAGCCUCACUGUAAAAUAUGG
This is a messenger RNA of Girardinichthys multiradiatus, 2793 nucleotides long. RefSeq names its product aldehyde dehydrogenase 18 family, member A1 (gene aldh18a1). The coding region runs from base 145 to 2208 and encodes 687 amino acids. NCBI's taxonomy places the organism in Eukaryota, Metazoa, Chordata, Actinopteri, Cyprinodontiformes, Goodeidae. The record is from RefSeq and is a predicted model, not a curated record. The transcript has 16 exons. Gene Ontology annotation, molecular function: glutamate-5-semialdehyde dehydrogenase (NADP+) activity; glutamate 5-kinase activity; ATP binding. Gene Ontology annotation, cellular component: mitochondrion.